AAGUGGGCCCAGGGUGAGGGCUGGCAUUGAGUGACCUGUGCCCCUGAGCCUCCCCUCUGUGCUGAGGAGUGUGGAAGUGGGAAGUAGCAUUGCGAGCUUUACUUUGUCCUUCGAGUGUAUUCAGUUUCCUGCUGUGGAAGGAUUUGCUUUCUGCAAACCUUGUUUGUGAAUUCAGUGCUGAGCAAUUGCAAAUUGUGAAUUCUUUUGGAAGAUUUCAGGUGCAUUAACUGUGUUACGUCUCUGCUGUGACUGGGGUCUGCUUGGUCCAGUCCAGCAGUCCCACUGAAGUGGGAACAUCCUGGCAUGCCAGUAAUGUUUCAGUUACUGAUUCGUGGAACUCCAACAUAUGUUGACAUACAUUGUCUUGUUAUACAGCAUUAAAUCAAAAUGUCAUCAUCAUCACGGGCAUCCUUGUCUUUACCUGUACAUGACUGUUCUGCUCCUUCCUUGGACUUUGAUCUUCAGGAAAAGUUUAUUCUUCACACUGUUGAGGGAAAAACACGUGUGCCACCGGGAGAAACAGGAAAACUGUGUUCACUGAUUCAGCCAGAUAAAAAGGAUUGUCACAGAACUACACAAGCCAUCCAAGAUGGGAAGUGUUUUACUGAUCUGAGCAAAGAAUCUGACAGUCUAGAACACCAAGUAAGAAAACAUUUAAACAGUAAAAAUAUUGACACUUUGAUGCAGGAGCUAAGUGAAAGUGAAAUUCAGAAUACUAAUCUCAGGAAAAAAAUACUUGAAAGGGAGAAACAGAUUAAAGAACUUUCAUCCAUGCUCCAGUGUGAAAAAAUCAAGAUACAGAGACAGGACCACCUGUCAAAAUCAGUAAAGGAAGUACAAGCUCACCUGCAGCGUCAGAUUGAAAGGAAAGAAGCAGAAAAUUAUGAAUUAAAAGUGAAAAUGCAGACUCUAAAAAAUAAAAUAGCAGAGUGGAAACAUCAAAUUGGUGAAUACAAGUGCCAGAAGUUAGCCUUAAAGGAAACAAGUGAGCAAAAGAAGAUAGCUCUGGAAAAAGCAAUAAGAUCCCAGAAACAAAGAGCUCAACUCUUAGAAGAAACUGUGAAAGAUGUAACCUCUAAAAUAAAAGAACAUGAAGUCAGACUGGGUGAGAUACUGUCAGCUUCUGAUGUCUGGAAAAACCAGCAUGAUAGAAUAGUUGAAGAAAAGACAAUGUUAGAAGUUCAAAUAGAAGGUCUUGAGAAUCAGAUCCAAGGCCUGAUGGAAGAUGUAGAAAGAAGGGAGAAAUGGAGAAGAAACUCAGAAGAGGAAAUUCUUGGACAGCUAAAUUCUGUUAACUCUGAAAAUGAAAAUAUUUACCUUGAAAACAAAAAAUUAAAGGCUUCCCUUGCUACAUUGGAGAAAAGUACAGUAUCUGUUGAAUAUGAGUUGCUUCAUCUGCAAGAAAAAGCAAAGCUACAGGAAAACCUUGUAGAACACAGUAAAAAUGAGGUACAAAAAAGACAAAUUGCUGUGGAAGAAUUGAAAUCCAGAUAUGAAACAGUCUUAAAUGAAAACACAAAAAUAACAGAAAACAAAUGCUUAGAAGCAGAUAAGGUGAGGCACAAAAUGGAGGCUGAGUUAAAGGAGUUAGAACAUGUUUGUGACUUGCUGAAAGCAACUGAGGAAAACCAGCAAAAACUUCUGGCCUGGGAAAGGAUCUGUGCACAGAAAUGCAAAACCCUCAGGGAGCUGGAGCUUCAGCCUGAAAAUGAAUUUUCCUGGACUUUUUUUUUCUCUGACAUCAAUUUCUAUGGCAGGGAUAACCACAGUGUAACUUCUAUGGGCAGUCUUUGCUUAGAAGAAGAGAUCUGUAACAUUCAGAAGAAAUAUGGAGAUCUUCAAAGGCAAUUAGGACAGGUGGAAUAUCAGAAUAAAGAACUUGCUUACCAGCUCAGGAAAGAAGAUGAGAGUCUUCAGAGCAGUAAAUUGCAGCUUGAAGAGAAAAUUGCAGAAUAUAAUGCAUUGACCAGACAACUUGAAUCUGCUUUGGAAGAAGGGAGAAAAAGGGUAGCUGAAGAAUGGGAAAAAAUGUCAUACAGAGAACAGGCCUUUCAGACAAAACUGAUGCUUCUUGAAGCUGAAGUGAGAAAGAGGCAAGAAGAAAAAAAGCAACUCCUCUGCUUAUUUCACCAUAAUGAAAAGCAUCAUGAAGUACAUCUGAAAGAGCUGGAGAACCGCCUACAGAAGUCAGUGAUCAAGAACCAGAGCAUCCAGAAUUAUGUGCAGUUUUUGAAAGAUGCAUAUGUUACAAUGUUUGGCUGAAUUCUUUAAUCUAUUUUAUAGUAGAGAAACUUGUCAGGAUUGGGCUCCCAGUCUUGUUGAAGACAAAGCCAUUGAGGCCUUACAUUAUUUUGACAGAUUAAAUUUUUUGAUGUUAAUUCUUCCCUGGGAAGACAUCUGUUGUGGGCAGGAGCAGCAGGUGAGGCGUUGCUGUGUGCCAGGGGCUGGGCACACGUGGGGAAUGGGGCUGGUGUUGCUGCAGAACCCUUUGUGCUCCCCAGGGCACAGCAGGGCCAGGCUGAGUGCACGGCUGCAGCAGCAGGUGUGUGUGUGUGGGGUGUGCACACAAUGUCUGUCAAUGUCCUGGCCUGUAAAAUCUUACCUGAGUCCUUUUAGUCCAUGGUAAAUGCAAAUGACCACAGAUUAGCUUUCAAUUCAAUGAUAUCUUACCUAUUAAAACAGACAAAAAUUGAGAUCAUUAGGUUCCUUCUCUUUUUUCCCCUGCAGUUUAGUCCCAGUAUAGUCCUACACUACAUGGAAGAGUUGCCACCACAAGGCUGUCCCAUCCAGCCACUUUUCUCUACAUCUCAUCAUUAUGCUCAGGAAUAUACUAUAGUAGCAUUUUAUAAAUAUAAGUAGGAAAAAUUUUUAGAUACAGGUAUAGUUUAAGCUCUGGAUGUGCUGAUAUACCCUGGUGACACAGCUCCAGUGAGAUAUUUAAGUAUUUGUCUGAAUUCAAGAGCUGCUGUUCAAUAAGACUGACCUGUGCCUCAAGUAAAACACAUGUAAAUAUUCAGCUGAUACAGGAUUAAUAUAAGAAACAAUUCUUGAUCUAAUUUCAGUUCUAAAUUCUAAUUAGUUUUGUAGACAUAUGCUAUGAUUUGUUUUUCAAAAAUAGUACCUUCAGUUAAAUAUAUGUGAUUUACAAUGUGUACUUAAAUAAUAUAUGUUUUUUGACCAAAACCUUAAGUUUGUUUAUGCAUAGGCAAUACCUAUUCUAUUUCAUUGUUAGUUGUUACUAAUGUG
This is a messenger RNA of Zonotrichia leucophrys gambelii, 3246 nucleotides long. It is a transcript of the gene ODF2L, whose product is annotated as outer dense fiber of sperm tails 2 like. Gene Ontology annotation, cellular component: centrosome; ciliary basal body. Bases 388 to 2262 code for a protein of 624 amino acids. Gene Ontology annotation, biological process: negative regulation of cilium assembly. The record is from RefSeq and is a predicted model, not a curated record. NCBI's taxonomy places the organism in Eukaryota, Metazoa, Chordata, Aves, Passeriformes, Passerellidae. The transcript has 16 exons.